AUGAGCACAACUCCAACCAAUACGACUACAGUAACCGGGUCAUCGCCUACAGGUUGGUUUUUUAAAGGGACAGGGGGGUUUAUCAACAUUUUUUCCCUUCAAAAUAGUCCAAAUUUCACGAGAUUUUUUUUCGCUACAGUACUCCUCCUACAGUAAUCUAGCUCAAAAUUUCUUGGCGUGAAAUUCUGGAAGACUACAGUACCCUGAGAAAAAAUUGGGCCAAAGAUUCCAAAAAAAAUGGAUCAAAAUUAUUUCCCUUCAAAAUAGUCAUAAUUUUAGGGGAUUUUUCGCUACAGUACUCCCCCUACAGUAAUCUAGCUCAAAAUUUUCGUGGCACCAAAAAUCCAGCCAAACUACAGUACCCUGAGAAAAAUUGUGCCAAAGAUUCCAAAAAAAAAAAAUGGAUCAACAUUAUUUCCCUUCAAAAUAGUCCAAUUUUUCGGCUACAGUACUCCUACAGUAAUCUAGCUUUAAAAUUUCGUGGCACCAAAAAUCUAGUCAAACUACAGUAACCUGGGGAAAAUUGUGCCAAAGAUUCCAAAAAAAAAAUGGAUCAACAUUUUUUCCCUUCAAAAUAGUCCAAAUUUUACGGGAUUUUUCGCUACAGUACUUCUCCUACAGUAAUCUAGUUCGAAAUUUUGCGAUCUGGGAGACUACAGUACCCUGAGGAAAAUUGUGCCACAAAUUCCAAAAAAAAAAAUGGAUCAACUAUUAUUUCCCUUCAAAAUAGUCCAAAUUUCACGAGAUUUUUUUUCUACAGUACUCCUCCUACAGUAAUCUAGCUGAAAAUUUUGUGAUCUGGAAGACUACAGUACCCUGAGAAAAAAUUGUGCCACAAAUUCCGAAAAAAAAUGGAUCAACAUUAUUUCCCUUCAAAAUGGUCCAAAUUUCACGGGAUUUUUUCGCUACAGUACUCCUCCUACAGUAAUCUAGCUGAAAAUUUCGUGGCACCAAAAAUCUAGUCAAACUACAGUACCCUGAGAAAAAUUGUGCCACAAAUUCCAAAAAAAAAAUGGAUCAACAUUUUUUCCCUUCAAAAUAGUUCAAAUUUAACGGGAUUUUUUCGGCUACAGUACCCCGUCUACCGUAUUCCAGGUACAGUAACCCACCAUCACCAACAAUCAUCGCCUCAAUCUUCGCCAAUUCCCACCGCCACAAAUCCGAACUCGAAUCGAAAUACGCCGAUUUCGACGAAUCUACGCGAAACAAGUCCCGGAAUUUUGGGAGAAGAGCCACGUUUGAAUGCGGAUUCUGAUGAUGGAUCACAUGGAUCACAAGAUCCGGGCAAGAUGUUUAUUGGUGGAUUGAGUUGGCAAACUACUGCUGGUUAGUAAGGUUUUUAGGGGUUUUUACGUGAAAAAUUAUGGAUUUUAAGGUCCUUAAGGUCUCUAAUGCAGUUUUCACGUUGAAAAUGGUUAAUUCUCAGCAGUUUUUUAGAGUCUAGGGUAGUUUUUUUACGUGAAAAGUAAGCAAUUUUGAGGGUUUUUAAGGAGUUUAGGCUCUUUUUAAGGUCCUUAAGGUGUCUAAGGCAGUUUUUCACGUUAAAAAUGGUUUAUUUUAAGGUAUUUCAGGUUCUCAGCAGUUUUUCAGAGUCUAGGGUUGUUCUUUACACAAAAAAUAAGCACUUUUGAGGGUUGUUAAGGAGUUUAGGCAGUUUUUAAGGUUUUUACGGUCUCUAAGGCAGUUUUUCACGUUAAAAAUGGUUAAUUUUAAGGUAUUUCAUAUUCUCAGCAGUUUUUUAGAGUAAAGUGUAGUUUUUUACAUGAAAAAUAAGCAAUUUUGAGGGUUUUUAAGAAGUUUAGGCUUUUUUUAGGGUUCUUAAGGUCUCUAAGGCAGUUUUUCACGUUAAAAAUGGGUAAUUUUAAGGUAGUUCAAGUUCUCAGCAGUUUUUAGAGUCUAGGGCAGUUUUUACAUGAAAAAUAAGCAAUUUUGAGGGUUGUUAAAAAGUUUAGGCUUUUUUUAGGGUUCUUAAGGUCUCUAAGGCAGUUUUUCACGUUAAAAAUGGGUAAUUUUAAGGUAUUUCAGGUUAUUAGUAGUUUUUAGAGUCUAGGGUAGUUUUUUAAAUGAAAAAUAAGCAAUUUUGAGGGUUGUUAGGGAGUUUAGGCUCUUUUAAGGUCUCUAAGGUCUCUAAGGCGGUUUUUCACGUUAAAAUGGUUAAUUUUAAGGUAGUUUUGGUUAUUAGCAGUUUUUAGAGUCUAGGGUAGUUUUUUUCGUGAAAAAUAAGCAAUUUUGAGAGUUGUUAAGGAGUUUAGGCUCUUUUUAAGGUCCUUAAGGUCUCUAAGGCAGUUUUUCUCGUUGAAAAUGGUUAAUUUUAAGGUAGUUCAGGUUAUUAGCAGUUUUUUAGAGUCUCUAAGGUGACUAGGGUAGUUUUUUACGUGAAAAAUCGGUGUUUUUGAGGGGUUUAAGGUGCUUUAGGUUCUUAAGGUUCUAAAAUUUGCGAUCUACCGAUGUUUUUUUUUUGAGGUACUGUAGUUUUGCUUUGCCACGUGGCUAGAUUUUCAUAAAAUUUUUAACUUUUUUGCUAGAAAAUCCCCCCAAAAUACCAGUUCUCAAUUUUUUUUUGAACAAAAACACCUAACUACUUUUUUCAGUUUUGUUUUUUCUUCUUUUUUUUUCGAAAAUGAACAAAAAAAAACUAGAUGCCUUCAUAUAUUUUUUGGUUGUUUAUUUGUCCACUUUCCAUUCUGUUUUUCUCUAAUUUCUCCCCCAAAUUUCUUCUUACUGUGUUUGAAAGAGGACUGUUUUUGUGUUUUGAAAACACAAAAACACUCUCUCUCUGUAUUUUCGCCUUUUUUUCCAAUGUAUUUGAGUCAAGGUACGGUUGUUUUUGGUGCAAAAAUUUGCCACGUGGCACAAUUUUUUUGGGGAAUUUUUUAGAUCACAAAUUUUAGCCUCGGAAAUUUUUUUGUAGAUCACAGAGCUACGCGGCACAAAUUUUGAAUUUGAAUUUUUUUUUGACACCGAAAUUUCCACAUAACUACAGUACCUCCAAGAAAAUAUGGAUCGUCUUAUUUCGAUUUUUUUGCUACAGUACUCCUCCUACAGUAAUCUAGCUCAAAAAAAUACAGUACCCUGAGAAAAAUUGUGUCAAAGAUUCCAAAAAAAAAAUGGAUCAAAAUUAUUUCCCUUCAAAAUAGUCCAAAUUUCACGGGAUUUUUUUGCUACAGUAAUCUAGCUCAAAAAUUUGUGAUCUGGAAGACUACAGUACCCUGAGAAAAAUUGUGCCAAAGAUUCCAAAAAAAUGGAUCAAAAUUAUUUCCCUUCAAAAUAGUCCAAAUUUCACCGGAUUUUUUCGGCUACAGUACUCCUCCUACAGUAAUCUAGCUCAAAAUUUCGUGGCACCAAAAAUCUAGUCAAACUACAGUACCCUGAGAAAAAUUGUGCCAAAAAUUCCAAAAAAAAUGGAUCAAAAUUAUUUCCUUAAAAAUAGUCCAAAUUUCACGGGAUUUUUUCGGCUACAGUACUCCUGAAGGUUAAAAGUACAGUAGAUCAAAUUUUCCACGUGGCAAACAUGGCUACAGUAACCUGAGGAAAAUUUUGCUACAAAAAUUCCAAAAAAAAAGGAUCACAAUUAUUUCCUUCAAAAUAGUCCAAAUUUCACGGGAAUUUUUCGCUACAGUACUCCUCCUACAGUAAUAUAUCUCAAAAUUUGAAAAUCUGAAAGACUACAGUACCCUCAGGAAAAUUGUGCCAAAGAUUCCAAAAAAAUGGAUCAAAAUUAUUUCCCUUCAAAAUAGUCCAAAUUUCACGGGAUUUUUUCGGCUACAGUACUCCUGAAGGUUAAAAGUACAGUAGAGCAAAUUUUCCGUGGCAAACAUCGCUACAAUCUGCAAAAAUUUUACAGAAAAUCUUCGCGACUAUUUCGGUCGUUUUGGUGAAGUGAACGAAUGUAUGGUGAUGCGUGAUCCGGCGACAAAACGAGCUCGCGGUUUUGGUUUUAUCACUUUUGUAGAUCCGUCUAGUGUGGAUAAGGUGAGUUUUCGGGCUUUUUUAGGCCUGGGCUGGGAUUUGGACCGAAAACUGGGCUUUUUUUGCGGAAAAAUUGGAUUUUUUGGGUAGAAAUUAGGCUUUUUUAGGCUUCAGGCCUAAGCUUUAGGCUUCUUUCCUUAGGCUCACAAUUAGGCUUACUUUUAAGCCUAAAAUAGUUAGAUCUGAAUCUAGGCUUCUAGAAUUAACUUUAGGUUUAACCUUAAAAUUUAGGUUUAACCUUAAAAUUAGGCUUAUUUUGGACAAACCUUAAAAAUAGGCUUAUUUAGGCUUAACCUUAAAAAUAGGCUUAUUCGGGCCUAACCUUAAAAAUAGCCUUAUUUUGGACAAACCUUAAAAAUAGGCUUAUUUAGGCUUAACCUUAAAAAUAGGCUUAUUUAGGCUUAACCUUAAAAAUAGGCUUAUUCGGGCCUAACCUUAAAAAUAGCCUUAUUUUGGACAAACCUUAAAAAUAGGCUUAUUUAGGCUUAACCUUAAAAAUAGGCUUAUUUAGGCCUAACCUUAAAAAUAGCCUUAUUUUGGACAAACCUUAAAAAUAGGCUUAUUUAGGCUUAACCUUAAAAAUAGGCUUAUUUAGGCCUAACCUUAAAAAUAGCCUUAUUUUGGACAAACCUUAAAAAUAGGCUUAUUUAGGCUUAACCUUAAAAUUAGGCUUAUUCAGGUUUAACCUUAAAAAUAGGCUUAUUUAGGCUUAACCUUAAAAUCAGGCUUUUUCAGGCUUAACCUUAAAAAUAGGCUUAUUUAGGCUUAACCUUAAAAAUAGGCCUAUUUAGGCUUUACUUUAAAAAUAGGCUUUUUCAGGCCCAGUUUGGGCCCAAAAACACGCGAUUUUUGCAGGUUCUUCAAACUCGCGAGCACGAAUUGGACGGCAAACGAAUCGAUCCGAAAGUCGCGUUCCCGAAACGAGUUCAAUCGAAGGUAGGCGAAUUUUUCGCGCGCGAAAAAAUCGCAGUCGCAAAAAAUUUAUGCAAAUUUUGCGCAAAAAAAUAAAGUUUUUGGCGGGACCCCCCUUAUAGCAUUUUUUUUUUCGAGAAAAAGAGGAAAAAUUGAAAAAAAAAACGUAUACACACAUCACUCACAUUAAAUUGAGCAUAUAUUUAUUUUUGCGGGCUCUGUGCUCGCCAGAAGAAUAGAAAAAUUCUCUGAAAAUGUGUGUUCUUCUCUUGUGACAGAUUAAUGAACCUAAUUUUGAAAAGUUUUGCAUUGGGGCGCACUUGCUGCCUACCCUCUUCCUUUAAAAAAACUUCCAAGAUUCCCUUUUCUUCUCCCGAAAAAGUGGAAUUAGUUGGAUUUUGAUUGAUUGUGACAAAAUAAGCCCCAAAUAGCACAGAUGUUUGAAAAAAUUUCGAAUUUUUUUGAAAUUUUCUUCUUGCCGCCAAAAUUUUCUUAAAGCAACACGAGAGACUUUUUGGGGUUACUGUAAUUUUAAAGGAACAGCCACCUUUAAUUUCUAUUGAAAAUUUGAAGGUAUUACUAUAGUUCGCUUCAAGACCCAAAAACUCACAAAUUCGAGAAAAUUUCCGGGAUUACUGUAUGUCCCUUUAACCGUAGGCGAUUUUCUGUAGAUCGAAACCUGUAACUCGAGAUCCCAAAAACUCACAAAAUCUUCGAGAUUUCCCGGAUUACUGUAGGUCCCUUUAAACUUCGAAAUUGUUGCAUUUCUGUAGAUCAAAACCUCUAGGAUUACUGUAGAUCUCUUCGAGACCCAAAAAAUUCAAAAUCAAGAAAGUUCCCGAGAUUACUGUAGUUCGCUUCAAGACACCAAAAAACCAUAAAUUCUCAAGGAUUUUCCGGGUUACUGUAGGUCCCUUUAAAAUGCAUAAACGAACAUGCGAUGUUUCUAAACUACGAUAGAUCGCUUUGAGACCCAAUCUCCAGGAUUACUGUACCUCCCUUUAAGAUUUAUUUGUUUAUUUUUCUUUGCUGUUCCAAACCCAAAAACACAUUAUUACCUCACUUUUCCCCCCCAACUUUUUCCAUAUUUUUCUUCGCAACCACUUCCUAUUUUUUCGCCAUUUUCUUCGCCUCAAAAAAUCUUUUUUCUUUUUUUUUUGGUUGGUCCGCCCAUUUUUUCUUUGGCCAAAAAGCUUUCAACCGCGUUUUCCUUACUUUUUCCCCUAUUUUUUAAUCGACGUUUUACAUACAUAUAUUUAUUUUUUGCUCAAGCUUAGCUCUUGUUUUUGCUUUUCUGAAGAAAGUAAACAACAACUAUAUUAAUAUUUUUCUAUAAUACUUCCUUGAGCUGAAAAUCUCUCUAUAGCAUUUUUUGCCUGAAAAUUCGGGCUCUCCUCUACGUCUCUGCCGAGGUUUUGGGGUCUCUGGUUGUCUAGCUUCUCUAUCUCUGCGUCCCUAACCUUUCUCUAGCUGUCUAGCUUGCCUCUGCGUCUUCUAUAUAACUAUACAUCUGAAAAUCUAGGCUGAAAAUGGCAUAUGUCUCUUAUGGUUUUGUGCCGACGGCGGCCGCCGCCGGAAUUCCGUCAGUCGCUGGAAUUGGGGUAGGUUUUGGCCUUUAAAAGGGUCCCACAACGAAGUACUGUAGAAAACAGCGCGCGAAAAUCUUUUUCAAAAAAGGAAAAAUGGGGUCCUGCAACGAAAAAAAAAAUUACCACACAGACUACUGUAUUUAAAGGAACAUUUCAUUUGCAGCUCGUCACAAAAACGAAAAAAGUGUUCAUUGGUGGUCUGUCAGCGACUUCCACACUUGAAGACAUGAAAAUGUAUUUUGAGACGUAUGGAAAAGUCGAAGAUGCCAUGUUGAUGUUCGACAAAGCCACUCAAAGACAUCGAGGUAGGUUAGAGAACGAGAGGAGAUGUCUGGUUGUCUAGCUUCUCUCUGCGUCUCUCUUCCUCUAGUCGUCUGCCUCUCUCUCUCUGCGUCUCUAACCCUCACCGGUUCUUUUUCCAGGCUUUGGAUUCAUCACAUUUGACAGCGAUGAAGUGGCCGACAAAGUGUGCGAAAUCCAUUUUCAUGAAAUCAACGGAAAAAUGGUCGAGUGCAAAAAAGCGCAACCCAAAGAGGUAUGUUCCUUUAAAUUUUAUCCUCGGUUACGGUAGCCCCCCUUUAAGCUUAGAGGCCUGGAGAAGCCUGGAAGCCUAUAAAAGGCCCUCAAAUCCUUUCAGAAGCCUUGAGAAGCCCCUUAGAAGCCUAGAGGCCUAUAAAAAGCCCUGAAAUGCUUUCAGAAGCAUUGAGAAGCCUAGAAGCCUAUAAACAGCCCUGAAAUGCUUUCAGAAGCCUGAAAAAGCCCUUUAUGAGCCUAGAAGCCUAUAAAAAGCCCUGUAAUCCUUUCAGAAGCCUUGAGAAGCCCCUUAGAAGCCUAGAGGUCUAUAAAAAGCCCUGAAAUCCUUUCAGAAGCCUGAAAAAGCCCUUUAGAAGUCUAUAAAAGCCCGAAAUAGUCCUAAUAAGCUCGCUAAGGUCUAUAAUUGCUCUAAAAGCCUUUUAGAAGCCUAGAAAUACAUUAAAGGCCCGAAAAGCCCUCACCAAACCUCUCUUGAAGCCUAGAACGGCCCCUGGUUGCCUAGAAAGACCUUCAAGGUCCACAUUAGUCUUAAACAGCUCGCUAAGGUCUAAAAGCCCAAGCCUAAGCCUAGAAAGACUCGUUAGAAGCCCUAAUCAGCCUAUUAUCGAAAAUCUCAUCGAUACCACGCGCCCCACCGAAAUAAAAACGCAACGCAGACCGCGUCGCGUCACAACACACACAAAUAAAGAAACGAUUCAAAUUCCCUCCGUUUUUUGUGCGUUGCGGUCUGCGUUGCGUGUUUAUUUCGGUGGAGCGCGCGUGGUACCGAUGAGAACCCCCCAAUUUUCACCCGCAAAUCCAUUUUCAGGUAAUGCUCCCGGUGCAACUCAACAAAUCGCGCGCGGCCGCCGCACGAAACCUCUACGGAAUGCCGCCCGAACAACUUCUCGCCUACGCCUCCUAUGUGCCGGGACUUCGCGCAACAAUCGGCAAUUAUUUGUAUCCGCAAGUCGGAAAUGGCAAGUUUUCUCCUCGAUUUUUUCUAUUUUUCGUAGCUCAAAGAAGAAAUGUCUUUGAAUUAUUCACCGUCCAAACAAAUUACAUAUAA
Molecule: messenger RNA, 8052 nt
Organism: Caenorhabditis angaria
Lineage: Eukaryota; Metazoa; Nematoda; Chromadorea; Rhabditida; Rhabditidae
Source: the annotation of a GenBank genome assembly